Molecule: messenger RNA, 4027 nt
Organism: Stylophora pistillata
Lineage: Eukaryota; Metazoa; Cnidaria; Anthozoa; Scleractinia; Pocilloporidae
Product: DIS3-like exonuclease 1
Biological process (GO): mRNA catabolic process; rRNA catabolic process
Cellular component (GO): cytoplasmic exosome (RNase complex)
Molecular function (GO): RNA binding; 3'-5'-RNA exonuclease activity
Source: RefSeq, a predicted model, not a curated record
UCAACAAAAUGGCGCUGUGUUCAACUUAGUGUUUUACUUUAAAAAUGGCCGUUGUUUCGUUUCAUAUUCAAAGACACUGAAAUAUGAUAAAAACCAAUAAGCUACUACGGCUUAAAACAAAAACAGGCCGACUUCUCGAUGUUGUUCGUGAGCACUAUCUGCGGAAAGAUGUUCCUUGCCAUAGUGAAGUUUGUGCCGUUUGCGAACAAGGCAAUGGAACUUUGCUUUCUUCAUCAUUGACACACUAUGUAGUUCCUGAUUGCAAGGUUUCAAGGCUGUUUCUUGAAAUAUUUGAGAGCCCAGAAAUUCAAGGAGUAAUUUUCUUUGAAACAGUGGUUAAUUAUGUCCAACACCAAGGAGGGAGAAAACUUCACUCUCAGCUAAAAAAUAUUGUGAAUGAUAACAGGCAGCAGAGCAUCAUUUUCAGUAAUGAGUUCUGUGAUGGAGCCUAUGUUCCCAGGGAACCAGGAGAGCCUUUGGAAGAAUGGCAGUGGAGGUGUAUUUACACUGGUGCUGUUUGGUAUCAGAACCAUUUAAAUCAAGCCAUGCCCAUUGUCAUCUUAACAGAAGAUCAGCAGAUUGUGGAAAAUUAUGGAAAUAAGUCUGUGGGAGUAUUUGUCAUGGGAACGGAGGACUACCUCACUAAUUUCUAUUCCACUUGUCAAUCAAUUCUGGAGUUGUACUAUUCACUGGCAGCUGUAAAUAAUGAUGCAAAUGAAUCAGUGAGUGAGGCAUCCACUAAAGAAUAUGAAGAAUACUUACCAGCCGAAGUUCUUGAAGCUGGAAUUAAAGCUGGUCGUUACUUGCAAGGAUGUCUCAAUGUCAACAAACAUUGCGCGCAAGAUGAGGCAUUUGUUCAAAAGUCAGGCAACGGCAUUUCAAAUAGCAAGGACUCAUUAGACUCUGAUGUACUUAUCACUGGUGUGGUGAAUAGAAAUCGGGCAGUACAUGGUGAUAUUGUAGUGGUGGAAUUAUUUUCAAAAUCUCAGUGGAAGGGCAGAUCUUUGGCUAUCAGAAGCAAAGAUGAAGGUGCAGAUGAGUCUAGAGACGACCAAAGCGAUGUCAUGCCAACUGGUCGUGUGGUGGGAGUGGUGCAAAGGAAUUGGAGAGAUUAUGUUGCAAGUUUUGCAGAAAAUGAGGAAACUCAGGGUGUAAGGAAACAAGCUGGAAAGGUCGUUGUAGUGCCGUGGGAUUACCGUAUACCUAAAAUACGGAUAAGUACGCGUCAAGUUGACAGCUUACGAGAUCACAGAAUCGUCGUACGGAUCGAUUUUUGGGAGGUGGACUCUAUGUACCCGAGUGGACAUUUCGUUCGUUCUUUAGGCCCUAUUGGUGACCUAGAGACCGAGAUUCAAGCCUUGAUGGUAGAACACACCUUAGCAGCGCCCUCAUUCACUGAAGCACAACUGAAGGAGCUUCCGACCAACACACCCGAGAGCCCCUGGGUUAUGUCUGAGAUGGAAAUAGCAAAACGGCGGGAUUUACGGAAAUCACAUCUGAUCUUCAGCAUUGAUCCAAAAGGAUGCGAAGAUGUUGAUGAUACUCUGUCUGUCAGAACAAUGAAACGUGGGCAGAUCGAGCUUGGUGUUCAUAUUGCAGAUGUGUCUCACUUUGUCAGACCAGGGUCUUUGACGGACGCCGAGGCUAAAGCCAGAUCCACCACGGUGUACCUGGCUGAUCGAAGGUUUGACAUGCUACCAGAAGUGCUUAGUGCGGAUCUGUGUUCACUAAUUGGAGGUGUUGAUAGGUAUGCUGUUAGUGUUCUGUGGGUUUUAGACUCGGAAUACAAUGUUGUGAAGACAUGGUUUGGUCGAACGGUCAUACGAUCUUCCUACAAGCUGUUUUACGAGGCAGCGCAAGCCAUUGCUGAUGGAGAGACGGGCGACGAAGACCUCAUUGAAGACAUUCCAGAAUUACAAGAAGUCGAUCGAAAAGAAGCAUCUAAAAGGUUAUCAGAAAUUCGAAAAACGGUGACGAAACUUAUGGAUAUUGCAAGAGUGAUAAAGACAAGAAGAACCAUUCACGGAGCCUUGGAGCUGGAGGGUGUCGAGGUUCAAGUCCAGCUGGGUGAUAAGAAGGACAUUAAAAAUUUAAUUCCUAAAAAGCCCUUGGAAAUUCAUGAAACUGUAGCCGAGUGUAUGAUAUUUGCUAAUCACUGGGUGGCUAAGAAGAUUGCUGAAGCUUUCCCAAGUGCAGCUCUGCUCCAAUAAAUCUCUGGCUGACUCACUUGACGAGUGCAUUGAUCCACAGGAUCCCAACUUUAACAAGUUGGUCCGUUCUCUUGCAACUCAAGCCAUGUCAAAUGCCCUUUACUUCUCGACUGGUUCGUUAUCUCCAGAAAAUUUUUUUCACUAUGGUCUCGCCUUGGAUCAUUACACGCAUUUCACUUCACCGAUAAGGAGAUAUGCGGACGUCAUCGUUCACCGACUCCUUAUGGCAGCAGUUGAAAAUGACAGUAAUAACCAACUACCAAACAACAAAGAACUUCACGAGACUUGUCAUCAUAUCAAUAUUAAACACAGGGCUGCUCAGAACGCCCAGAAGGAAUCUGUGGACCUUUUUCAAUGCUUGUUUUUUCAAGAUUUAUCUGAAGACGAUGAGAGACGGAACUGUGACGCUGUUAUUUUCAACCUCAGAGCCAAUGGGUUCCUAGUAUUUGUUCCUCGAUAUGGUUUAAAAGGUCCAGUUUAUCUCAAGGACAAAAUGGGACAAGUAGUAACUUCUCGUAUAACAGAGGAUUCGGUGUUUUUUGGCCCAGGAUCGCUUUCCCGUCACGAGUUUCACAUUACAGUCAAGAAUGCAGCGGGAUCCUUUGAUUUUCGACUAUUUGAUCACGUCCAGGUACGAAUUUCCGUCGCUAAAGCCCGUGCGCAUGCUCAGUCUUUGAAACUGGACCUACUGUCUCUGGAAACGAGACAGACUCCGCCACUGGGUGAAAUAGAGACUCAAGAUGAAGUUUCCCAUAAGAUGCAAAGAAGUGAACUUGUUAAGGAAGUAAAGUCAAGUCGAAAUGACCAAGACAAAGUUAGUGGAACCCAAAAACUUGACGGCGACUUUGCUAAACUCAAAUCCGAGUUUGGCCAAACGCACGAGAGCGUGAGCCUAUACUGUCUAAUGCAGUUCUUGAGAGAAAUGUCGCUGAGAGAUGAUGGUGGUUAAGGAGACAUGAUGGCCGUAAAUUUUCCCGUUAGACUUUUCUGCCACUAAAGCUUUUAGGCAAUAACAUUACUAAAUACACCAAGUCUAGCUAGAAAUCUAAAAAAAAACAAACAAACAAACAAACAAACAAACAAAAAUAACACUUCAACCCGGAGAGAAUACUGAUUAUGCUAAAAGUAUAAGCAGUUGUAGGGGUGGGAACGACUGCACAUGGAACAUCGGCAGUGGCAGCUACAGUAACCAGAAUUGUGGCAAGUUAUGCACAGAGUCUAGUAGCACCUGAUCGUUAUUUACCCAUGGUCACUUAGCCUGCAGAACAGGCGAUACUUGUUUAUUUGUUUUAUUUGCAUUUCUCAAGCGAAAAACAAGUUAUGCACAGACCACUUGAGUGUUAUUUUUAUCCAUGGUCUCCCAGCCUGCAGAACAGAUGUCAUUUGUUUUGCGUUUUUCAGGCGAACGCAGGCAAGCACGAGGCGAGCGCGAAGCGCAAAUCAUGAGAGAAGAGGGGGGAGCACGAAAAAAAAAUGACGUCUGUUCGCACACCAUUGUUCAAGCUGUCCGGCAAUCAGAUAUGAACGCCGCUACCCAAUUAGUUACCUGCUGAAGCGCAAAUAGUGCGAAAGUGAUGCAUCGCUGUCGAAAAUUCUCUUAACCCCUUCUUGUUAAAUAGAGACCAAGUAAACGCAGAAAAACUCUUCUGUUAUUCACUUGUCUUAGGCGGAACAUCGUAAGUUUGUAAUGUAUAAAGCUAAACUUGGAAGGGUACAUUUUCUCGACAUCAGGUAAAGUUGUAUGUCACUGCCUAACAUACUGCUUACAUGUAUAAUUCUCGCUCCUUUAAUUUUUAAUAAAGAUGAAUCACUUGGAA